Drosophila yakuba is the source of this 3616-nucleotide messenger RNA. It is a transcript of the gene scalloped, whose product is annotated as protein scalloped. Gene Ontology annotation, molecular function: DNA-binding transcription factor activity, RNA polymerase II-specific; RNA polymerase II cis-regulatory region sequence-specific DNA binding. The coding region runs from base 1417 to 3441 and encodes 674 amino acids. The transcript has 12 exons. The record is from RefSeq and is a predicted model, not a curated record. Lineage: Eukaryota; Metazoa; Arthropoda; Insecta; Diptera; Drosophilidae. Gene Ontology annotation, biological process: hippo signaling; embryonic organ development; regulation of transcription by RNA polymerase II. Gene Ontology annotation, cellular component: transcription regulator complex.
UUCUGUUUAUGCCAUCGUUUGCGUCUGUGUUAUUUCGAUUGCGAGAGCCAGUUAACAUUAGUUAAAAUUAAAACAAACGCCAGGCAGAAGAUAUAAUCGAAUUGCGGUUUUUUUUUUAUGUUCUUCUCGUACCGAAUUUCCAUCCACAUCCGCAUCCACCAUCCACCAUUCCGUUCGUCGUUAUCCGUCGGAUAUGUUGUUCUAUCGCUGUACCGUACAAGUUCGUACCCAGUCCAAAUGCAAACAGAUUGCGCCGUGUGCCGGUAAAAAUAAGCGCUAAGUUUGGGAAAAACCAUCAACAUCAGAUGAUGUGCCUCGAACUUUUCGGGGGAAAACGGCGACAAAUCGCUUGCGGAAAAUAGCCUGGAGGGUAAACGAAUAAGGGGAAAAGUCGCGUAUUUAAUGAAAUAUAAAUUAAUGGGUUCGCUUUAGCACAAUACGACGGUGUAUUCGGAUUCGGAAUCGGAUUUGGCUAACGGUGUACGGUGUACGGUGUACGGUGUGUUGUGUAAACAAAGUUGUAGUUAUAGUUUUAGUUUAAUUAGCUUCGCAUAAGCUGCAACCGGAUCUGAAUCAGACCGUGGCAAGGAAAAUAAUAAUUGCAUUUCAUGUAUGCCAGUGUAAAUUUGCGUUCGUGUGUGCUAAGUUUACAUACAGAGAGUGGAUAGUGUGGUUUCUAGUAUCCCUAUCCGAUUCGCGCCGUUAUUGUUAAUGCGCAGUGCAUUUAUUAAGGAAUCACUCUGAUAUCAGAACAACCUUUAAAUACCGUAUUAAAUCAAAAUGAAUAACAAGAUAUGGUGGCGAAUUCCGCCGAACAAUCGACUCGAGCGACUAUAUUCGGUAAACAGCUCCCAAGUGUAAACUUGACUCCCAUUACCACUGUGUAAAUACCAGAAAGUAAACCCAAAAGAACAAUAAUACUACUGUGGAGAACAAAAAAAAACAACAAAAACAACAAAAAACGCACGAUACACUUAUUUGGAAGUGGAUUUAAGUUACAGUAAUGCCAGCCAAUGAACGACCAAUUGCGAUACAAUACAAAAACAUAAGCGAAAGGCAAAUAAAUGCAAAUUAAAACCGAAAAAAAGCUAACAAAAAAAAAACCGGGCAAUUGGUCAUGCAUGUAAAUCGCGAAAGAUAAACAUAAUCCAUAUAAUAUCGUCCAAGUUGCGACGGUGGAAAAUGUGCAGUGCGGUUAUAUCCUAAAAAUGGAUCUGUUUCUCUUCUUCGAUCCCUGCAAAGUCAACGAAAAAAGUCCCCCCAAGAAGGUGCUGUGAAUGCCCAGCAAUCAGCACUCCAUCUAGAGAUCCUAAUCUUCGCCAGCUUUCGGAUCCCCACACAACUCGACGAUAUCCUGGCCAAACGGAGCAGCAGCCAUAAGUAGCAUAUAAUCCUGGAGCUUCACACCAAUGCGAUAUGGAUUGUGAUUACUCGAAGUUUCUGUACAAAAUUGGACCCGGCACCAUACCAUCACCGUGGACACCAGUGAAUGCCGGUCCUCCAGGUGCACUUGGAUCGGCAGACACAAAUGGCAGCAUGGUGGAUAGCAAAAACCUGGAUGUUGGUGAUAUGAGCGAUGACGAAAAGGAUCUAUCUUCCGCUGAUGCCGAAGGUGUAUGGAGCCCAGAUAUCGAGCAGAGCUUUCAAGAGGCUUUAUCUAUAUAUCCGCCGUGCGGACGUAGAAAAAUCAUUUUAUCCGACGAGGGUAAAAUGUACGGUCGCAACGAACUAAUCGCACGAUAUAUAAAACUGCGCACAGGCAAGACGAGAACCCGGAAACAAGUCAGCUCGCACAUUCAAGUGCUAGCUCGGCGAAAACUCCGCGAGAUCCAGGCGAAAAUCAAAGUGGAAACCAAUGGUGUGUCUUUGCAUUUAUUAAAUGAGAAAGAACAAACGUUGCAGGUCAUGAGCACAAUGACCAGUUCGCAAAUCGUGUCCGCCCAAGCGGCCAACAAUCUGGCAUUGGCUGCCUCCGCAUUAUCGGCAGCAGGUGGUGGUGGUGGUGUUGGUGGUGUUGGUGGUGUUGGUGGUGUUGGUGGUGUUGGUGGCGUCCACCACACCACGAGGCAUCUCAAUCUCAGUCUACCGCCACCCCCCACCCACCAUAGACACUCGUCGGCGGCGGCAGCAGCUGCUGCAGCAGCCGCAGCAGCAGCAGCAGCCGCAGCAGCGGCAUUAGGCAGCAAUGUCCCUUCAGCCGCGUUGGUCCCUCCCGGACCGUCGGUUAUGGCGUCUACCACGUCGUCGUCGUCGUCGUCUGCAUCACCUCGACAGCAGCAACAGCAACAGAUACAGCAACAACAGCACCACUACCACCACCCAGCCCACCACCACCACCACCCAGCCCACCACCACCACCAUUCCCAUCCCAAUUUGACGCACCUACCGCAUAGUCAUAUGCAUCCACACCAUCACCAACAUGCGGCAGCCGUUGCAGCGGUGUACCAUCUACAGCAGCAGCAGCAGCAACAGCAACAGCAGCAGCAACUGCAGCAGCGGCCAAACCAUACGGACAACGAUCCAGUGGCACUGGGUACUGGUGGGCCAACUGAGGCGCCGCCAGCACCACCAGCGCCACCACCUCCUCCGCCGCCGCCGCUGCACCAUCCGCCGUUGUAUUCUGGCCAAUUCUGGCAACCUGGACUACAGCCGAGCACGUCCCAAGAUUUCUAUGAUUACAGCAUCAAGCCCUUCCCCCAGCCACCGUAUCCAGCUGGCAAAACGUCGACUGCGGUUUCCGGCGACGAAACUGGAAUUCCGCCCUCACAAUUGCCCUGGGAAGGACGAGCCAUUGCCACGCACAAAUUCCGCCUACUCGAGUUUACGGCGUUCAUGGAAAUCCAGAGAGAUGAUAUUUAUAACCGGCAUCUAUUCGUUCAACUUGGCGGCAAGCCAUCCUUUUCCGAUCCAUUGCUUGAGACUGUUGAUAUACGGCAAAUAUUCGACAAGUUCCCGGAGAAAUCUGGGGGACUCAAAGAUCUCUACGAAAAGGGUCCACAGAAUGCGUUUUACCUAGUUAAAUGCUGGGCGGACCUGAACACCGACCUAACAACCGGCAGCGAAACGGGUGAUUUCUAUGGCGUAACCAGCCAAUACGAAAGCAAUGAGAAUGUCGUGCUCGUGUGCUCCACAAUCGUUUGCUCAUUUGGCAAACAGGUGGUGGAGAAGGUGGAAAGCGAGUACUCCCGACUGGAGAACAAUCGCUACGUGUAUCGCAUCCAACGCUCCCCGAUGUGCGAGUACAUGAUCAACUUUAUUCAGAAGCUGAAGAACCUACCGGAACGCUAUAUGAUGAACAGUGUGCUGGAAAACUUUACAAUAUUGCAAGUAAUGAGGGCACGGGAGACGCAGGAGACACUGUUGUGCAUAGCCUAUGUGUUUGAGGUGGCGGCCCAGAACAGCGGCACCACCCACCACAUAUACCGUUUAAUUAAGGAAUAGCAAAAGCUGCACGGAGCAGAGCCCAACCUGUCUGCGAAUCCCAUCAUCAACACACAAGUUCACAAAUAUACCGACAACAACAGCAGCAGCAGCAACAACAACAACAACAACAACAAUAACAAUAAUAGUAUCAAUACGUCUAAGCAUUGCGAUAAUAAGACGAGUAAUGAAAUUG